Messenger RNA from Cladophialophora carrionii CBS 160.54, 243 nucleotides. RefSeq lists its product as uncharacterized. The transcript has a single exon. NCBI's taxonomy places the organism in Eukaryota, Fungi, Ascomycota, Eurotiomycetes, Chaetothyriales, Herpotrichiellaceae. Bases 1 to 243 code for a protein of 80 amino acids. The record is from RefSeq and is a predicted model, not a curated record.
AUGGCCUUGAUCACGCACACUUUCUCUCGGGAACUACACCACUCCUAUGGGAUCAAAGUCGACGGAAUCGCCUGUCCAAGAACCUCCCGGGGUUACGAUGUCAACCUGCUGCCAUACUUCACUGGCGGCUAUGUCCUCUCCAAUGUUGGUGGCAAGGCCUCAGUUGUAGAUUAUCUCGACGAUCGAGGUGCGACAGCUCGUCUGGCCAACAAGCCGGCCGACACCAACAAUUCCAAUCAAUAG